CCGGUCUCCCCGGGCAUCCGGCCCACCGCCCCACCCCGCUUUUCCACGCCAUGGAGCCAGAGCUGGCGGCUCAGAAGCAGCCCCAGCCGCGGAGGCGAAGCCGUCGGGCCUCGGGGCUCAAUACUUCUGGCGCCACCGAGCCUUCCGCCGACACCCAGCCGGGUCAGGACCCGGACAAGAGAUAUUCCCUUCGGAGAGGUAGCUCUUUCACAUUUUUAACACCUGGCCCCCAUUGGGACUUCACUUUGAAAAGAAAACGAAGAGAAAGAGAUGAUGAUGUCAUAAGCCUUAGCAGCCUUGAUCUUAAGGAGCCAAGCAAUAAAAGAGUUCGACCUCUAGGUCGGGUCACAUCCUUAGCAAAUUUAAUCUCUCCAGUAAGAAAUGGAGCAGUCAGACGCUUUGGUCAAACAAUACAGUCAUUUACCCUCCGUGGUGACAACAGAUCUCCAGCUUCUGUCCAGAAAUCAUAUAGCAGAUCAACAGUCCCAACACCCACCAAAAGAAGAAAUAGUGUACUAUGGUCAGAGAUGUUAGAUGUCAAUAUGAAGGAGUCUUUAACAACCAGAGAAAUCAAACGUCAGGAGGCAAUAUAUGAAAUGUCCCGAGGUGAAAAAGAUUUAAUUGAGGAUCUCAAGCUUGCAAGAAAGGCCUACCAUGACCCCAUGUUAAAGUUGUCUAUUAUGUCAGAAGAGGAGCUCACACAUAUAUUUGGUGAUUUGGACGCUUACAUACCUUUACAUGAAGAUUUGUUGGCAAGAAUAGGAGAAGCAACCAAGCCUGAUGGAACAGUAGAGCAGAUUGGUCAUAUUCUUGUGAACUGGUUGCCAGGCUUGAAUGCCUACAGAGGCUAUUGUAGUAACCAGUUGGCAGCCAAAGCUCUUCUUGAUCAAAAGAAACAAGAUCCAAGAGUCCAAGACUUCCUUCAGCGAUGUCUUGAGUCUCCUUUCAGUCGAAAACUAGAUCUUUGGAGCUUCCUAGAUAUUCCUCGAAGUCGCCUAGUCAAGUACCCUUUACUGUUAAAAGAAAUUCUUAGACACACUCCAAAAGACCACCCUGAUGUUCAGCUUCUGGAGGAAGCUGUAUUGAUAAUACAAGGAGUUCUCUCUGAUAUAAACUUGAAGAAAGGUGAAUCAGAAUGCCAGUAUUACAUUGACAAACUGGAGUAUCUGGAUGAAAAGCAGAAGGAUCCUAGAAUUGAAGCAAGCAAAGUAUUACUUUGCCAUGGGGAAUUGAAGAAUAAGAGCGGACAUAAACUUUACAUUUUCCUGUUUCAAGACAUCUUGGUUUUGACUCGGCCUGUUACACGGAAUGAGCGUCACUCUUACCAAGUUUACCGGCAGCCAAUCCCAAUCCAAGAGCUGGUCUUAGAAGACCUGCAGGAUGGAGAUGUGAGAAUGGGAGGAUCCUUUCGAGGGGCUUUCAGCAACUCAGAUAAAGCUAAAAAUAUCUUUAGAGUUCGCUUCCAAGACCCCUCUCCAGGCCAGUCUCACACUCUACAAGCCAAUGAUGUGUUCCAUAAGCAGCAGUGGUUCAAUUGCAUUCGAACCGCUAUUGCCCCUUUCCAGCAGGCCACCAGUCCCACAGAGCUUAAGGAUUUGCCAGAGCUCAAUGAAGAGUGCGAAGAGAACAACCCCUCUGCAUCAAACAUCAAAGCCCAGAGAAGGGCAUCAACAGUUUCUAGUGUUAUUCAGGUAGAAGUUGAUGACAGUGCUUCAGAAUAUAGUUCCAGUGUACACACAAAAGAAGACACCAAGACUAUAAAAGCACACCGAACACAGUCUGGGUUCCGAAAAGCAAGGGACAAAGCCCAGUUAAGUGGCAAACGGAAAGAGACUUUGGUAUAAAGAAAGCUCUGUAUAUUAACUGGUGGAGAGACUGUUAAUUUAUAAAUGUGUACAGUUUUUUUUUCCUUGUAAUAUGAGCAUGGGAGCAUUGUAGGGUUACUUUAUACCAAUCUUAACAUCAUUUUCUAUGGUUUUUUGGUUGUUGAUGGGUUGGUGUUUUUUUGUUUGUUUUUUGUUUUGUUUGUUUUUUUUCCAAUGGCAGCUAAAGGUAUACAGAUUACUGUUAAUUUACAGUCUAUUUUUUUUUAGGAUAUAUUUUCUGGGUUCAUUUAGAACAUGCAAGCCUGGUAUUUUUAAUCAAAUGAAAUAUUUAUGAAAUAAAUUUUCUCCUAAUUUUGGACCCAUCACGAUUUUCCAGUAGCAACCAAUUGUGAUAUUUACAGUAUUUUCCAAAGCUUAGAAUUUUGCAAAUACUGGUAUUUUACCAGUGUUUCUUUGGUAACUCUUGUAUGCAGAAUUUGAAAUUGUAACAUUGACACCUAAAAUCUACAUGGAAUAUACACAUGUAGUAUUUAAAAAUUUACGUUGGAACAUAAUUUCCUUGGAAAAACCAUACAAUUUAAAAAUUCUUCCAUUUUAUCAACUGGAAUGCUUUAUAUUAGCUUUUCACUGCAUAUAUCUCAUUUCAUCCAUUUAACCUCCCAAUUAUUUAAUUUUUUAUUAUUGUAAAGUAGUUUUUAGUAUUUGCUUUUAUUUUUUUUACUUUGAUACCUUUUCAAAUUGGCAUGUCUAAAAUAUUUUUCUUCGUUGAUUAAAAAUUGUGUGUGUAUGUGUAUAUAUAUAUAUUUUUUUUUCCCCACCUUAAAUCAUAUUAACUUUACCAAGUGAAACCAAGCCAUACUAUUUUUGAGCCAAUUAAGAAAAUUGCCGUUUUUAAAAUGUAGCAUUUUGGGGUAGUGAACACACAUGAAAUGACUUAGUUUCUAAACUACUGAAAGAAAACCACCUUAAGAAUUUUGUUGAAAGUUUUGGCAUCUGAAAAGCAAGAGGGAAGGCAAAUUGACUGGCAAUAAGUUUU
Messenger RNA from Choloepus didactylus (southern two-toed sloth), 2862 nucleotides. It is a transcript of the gene NET1, whose product is annotated as neuroepithelial cell transforming 1. The record is from RefSeq and is a predicted model, not a curated record. The coding region runs from base 51 to 1844 and encodes 597 amino acids. Gene Ontology annotation, biological process: positive regulation of Rho protein signal transduction; intracellular signal transduction. NCBI's taxonomy places the organism in Eukaryota, Metazoa, Chordata, Mammalia, Pilosa, Megalonychidae. Gene Ontology annotation, molecular function: guanyl-nucleotide exchange factor activity. The transcript has 12 exons.